GUUGCACUUUGAUCCUGGUGCCUUCGAGCAGGAAGUCAAGGAAAUUUUCUCGGCAGUCUGCUUUCUGCUUGGUAGAAAAUCUUUUCAAAAGAAGGGAGAGAUGACAGCGGAACUGAGCCGACACUGACAGGUUGUGGCUGUGGCUCUGAAUAUUUUUCUUGCCAGUCUGAAGUUAUAACUCUUCCCAACAAAGACUGAAAAUGCUUGGAAACACUGGACCGUUCUCAUAUUCCCCGAGGGGUUUCUCACCGGAGGACUUCCCUCAGCAGAGGCGAGCUUUCCAACACGAUGACCAUCGGGGAUCACCACUGCAGAGAAACAACAUGUCCAGACCCAGUGGGAGAUCCAUAUACAUGCAGAGAAAGGAGUACUCUGAAACGCUGAACAGACAUCCUGACAACUUUCACGUCAGAUUGGAGCACCUGUUCACCUGUGAGCUGGACGGCCAGGAGGUGAAGACAAUGGACGACUGCUUGGCUAAACUCAAGAGGCUGGAUGCCAAAGGUCGCCUGUGGCCUCAGGAGAUGAUCAUGGAGGUUCAGGGAGGGUAUCUGCUGCUCAGUGACAUUGAGACCAAGUCAGAGCUGGAGUCGCUGCCUUUGAGCUCCAUCCUGAAGACCAAAGCUGUGCUGGAUAGCUGCGCCUACAACUCUCUGCUGACAGUGACUGUGCAGGAACGCAACAAACGCAGCCCCCAGGUCUUCAUGUUCCAGUGUGAGGAGACUGGGGCGAGGCUCGUCAAGAGUGAUCUGGAUAAGGCGAUCCAAAGAGGAGGUGAUGUUGUGGAACCACACAGAGACCAGUCUGACAUCAGGAAUAAUCUUGAGAAUAUCAUGGGGCAACAUGUUCCAGGAAGUUUCCGGCACGCUGGGCCUCGUCCUGUGCCGCAGGAGAGGGCCCCACCACAACCAGACCACCCGCCCCCACAGUGGAGGAACAGAGAACCAGAAAAUAUGCCACCUCAGCUGGUCUACCCGCCACAAGAACCAAUGAUGUACCACCCUGAUCAUCAUGAGUUACGGAGUGGCCCAGAGGUCCCCGAGCAAACGGACUCAGAGAGGAACACAGAUAUCUUAAACCACGUUAUAUCUGAUCUGGAGAUCUUCAUGGGCAAAGUGUCUGCUGCUGCAAAUGCAUCUUCUUCACCAAAAGACAGUAAGAGCAAGAGCAAGAAGAAAAGCGGCUUGAAGAAGAAAAAAUCAAAGAAAAAUGCACCAGCUGUGAAUCUGCCACCAUGGGAGGAGUAUGUCUCCUGUCUUCAGAAAAUCAAAUAUGGAUUCAAUCUGCUGGGCCAGCUGGACGGGACACUGACCAGCCCCACUGCUGCUGACUUUGUGCACAUCUUCUUCCUUAAUUUAGGCAUGUUAUUGCCUCAGUAUCCACCAGACCUGGCUCCCUCUGUGCUCUCACCCCUGCUGACAGAGGCGGCCCUGCGGCUGCUCAGUCAGGUUGUCGACCCAGAAGAAGACCACCUGUGGAGGUCUCUGGGAGACUGCUGGAACAUCCCCAGGUCCAGAUGGCCUGACGAUAAUGUCCCACUUUACAUCCCAGAGUUCUACGAUGGCUGGCAGCCGCCGCCCCCUCCCUCACGCAUGUCUUCCCCACCCCCUUAUCAGAACGAUCCAUUGAGCAGGAGCAACAGCCAGCGGCUCCCACCAGGCCCUCGUGAGCCGCCCCUGUACAUGCGGGUCAUUUAUGACUUCAUGGCCAGGAACAACCGAGAGCUGAGCAUUAUGAAGGGUGAGGUUGUUCAGGUGGUUAACAAAUCCAAGCAAUGGUGGCUCGUUCGUAACACCCGCGACGAGGAAGGCAACGUUCCUCAGAACGUUCUGGAGCCGAUAAGGAGCAGCGAUCCCAUGGAGAAUGUACCGCGAGACUUUCGCGGUCCAGUGAGUCUGGACAUGACCUCCACACCUGCAGAGGUCAGAGCCUGGCUGGAGUUCAAAGGUUUCUCCAAAAUCACGGUGACCAGCCUCGGGGUGCUCAAUGGUAAACUGCUUCUGGGGAUGACCAAGGAUGAGAUAAGGACUGUGUGUCCAGAGGAAGGAGGCAAGGUCUUCUUCCAGCUGCAGGGCAUCAAGUCAGCCAUCGCACUCGCCAGUGAACCAUCAGGCAUGUACAACGGCCGCUACUAACGACCUGCUUCACUUCAGUGUUUCUCCUGAAUUUCAUUCACAAAUCGACAUCUGGAAUUAUUUUUGUCUAAUUAAUAUUUUUGUCAUAAAGUCCUUGCUUUCCGCAUUUCUGUUAUUUAAGGGAAAACACUAUUAAAUGAAGCUUCUGUAUUUUGUAUAAUUUAUCACCAGCAGUAAUAAUUGUGACUCAAAUUAAUUUUUACAGCAAUUUCUUUUACCCUUAUGUACUUCUAGUUAUUUCAAGUCAAUUGUCAAUUUUCCAGACUGUGAUUAACUCAAAAUGGAUGUAUGUAGACAUUUGUUUAAUCCGACACCAUUUUCCUUU
Messenger RNA from Epinephelus moara (kelp grouper), 2460 nucleotides. It is a transcript of the gene eps8l3b, whose product is annotated as EPS8-like 3b. The record is from RefSeq and is a predicted model, not a curated record. Gene Ontology annotation, cellular component: vesicle; plasma membrane; ruffle membrane. Gene Ontology annotation, molecular function: actin binding. Gene Ontology annotation, biological process: regulation of Rho protein signal transduction; Rho protein signal transduction; positive regulation of ruffle assembly. The coding region runs from base 201 to 2135 and encodes 644 amino acids. Lineage: Eukaryota; Metazoa; Chordata; Actinopteri; Perciformes; Serranidae. The transcript has 18 exons.